This is a messenger RNA of Monascus purpureus, 2226 nucleotides long. The record is from the annotation of a GenBank genome assembly. Lineage: Eukaryota; Fungi; Ascomycota; Eurotiomycetes; Eurotiales; Aspergillaceae.
GUAUAAAGGGGAGCAUGUGAACAGGGAAAUCUGAGGGGAAAGGCACAGACAGAAAAAGGUUCUGGCUGUCACCUUUAAAGACGACGUCUUCUCUCUGCUCUUCUUUCUUUUGUUGUCUUGUUUCAUUGCAAACAUCAAUCAGUAAGGCUGAGAUUGUUUAGCGCCUGACGUCAUUUCUUAUACUAUUAUAUUACCUGUAUACGCCUCCCACCAAAAAAAAAAAACAACGCUUUUUGAAGAAGCUUCCUAUAUAGUUAUGGCUCUUUUAUUUUUGAAGCAGAAGCUCUUCCCGAAAAGGGAGAGACAAGAUGGGUUUGGGUUUCUUUCAUCAGACAAUCCUGGAAAACCUCUUCUAUCCCCGGUGGAAACCCACGACGAUAUUAUGCGGACCGAUAUCUUCCCCGAUCCGCAUCAUAACCAUGACCUGGAGGCUCAGUUACCCAGGUCCUACCACACAUUCCAACACCACAUUCCCCCUUCAGAAGACGAUUCCGUCACCACCAGUAGCUCUAGCUGUAGCUCCCGAUCACGUAUCAACCCUCGCAUCAUAUCGGAUGCUAUCCUGGGCUUGUCUGAUGGGUUGACGGUCCCUUUUGCGCUGAGCGCAGGCUUGUCUGCAUUGGGCAAUACCAAAGUCGUGGUUCUGGGUGGAUUGGCUGAGUUGACCGCCGGCGCCAUCUCGAUGGGAUUAGGUGGAUACGUCGGAGCGAAGAGCGAAGCAGAAUCAUAUGAAACAACCGUCCGAGAAGCAAACGAACUCAUCGCCACAUCAUCGAGCGAAACGGCUGCCAUCGUCUACAGUACAUUCUCCAAAUACGGAAUAUCCGACGACGCGAUCAGCGAGAUCAACUCCUCUCUCCACUCCUCUAAAGAGCAGCUCCUUGACUUCCUCAUCACCUUCCACCAUAGGGAAUCCAAGCCUGACUGUAACCAGGCAUGGAUAUCGGCCAUCACGCUCGCGAUCGGGUACUUCGUUGGCGGGUUUAUCCCGCUCAUCCCGUACUUCUUUCUCGACAAGGUCAUCGUGGCGCUCUACUGGAGCAUCGGUGUGAUGGGGGUGACGCUGUUCGCGUUCGGAUACAUCAAGACGUGCAUUGUCCGUGGAUGGGCCGGAAGAGAACACACCAUCGCGGGCCUCAAAGGAGGUGUCCAGAUGUGCGUGGUUGGUGGUGUUGCGGCGGGGGCAGCUAUUGCUCUUGUGUGGUUGAUUGAUGGUGCCGGCGCCAAUUGAAGAUUUGGCUCGACUAUAUUAAUAUUUGCAUAGCAUGGCGUUGGUGCUGAUUUUUGUUUUAGCGAGGGAUAUCCAUGGGUAUUUGCGAUAGAGAAAAGGAAAGGGUUAGGUCACCUGGUUAAUUCAUACCUUAAUAAAUCUCCCAUUUACUGGAUGAUACCACAAGUCCAAAGUAUUGUUGGAUGAAUGUUUUAAACACCACUAACAGCCCUCUCAACCAGCCGCCUUACAUCCCCCUCCAUCUCGAUCUUCAAUGCCAUCUCCCUCCCACCAGGCGACAUCUUAGCCCACGUCUUCCUCAAAAUCCCCACAACCUUCUCUUCCUCAUAACCCCUUCGAAACUCCUCUAGCUGCUCCUCCAAAAACACCAAACACGCCACAUCCUCCAGCGUCUGCGUAUCGGCAUCCGUCUUCAACCCCUCCUUCCGAAUCAGCGCACUCACCCUCUCCGCCUCCGCAACCGAAUACCCAGCCUCAAGACAUAUCUUCUCUGCAAUCUCACCCUGGCGUUUGGCGAGGUAUCCUCGCCAGGCGUAGUAGCCGGGUUUCGUUGAAGGGUAGGAGCUGCGAGGGACUUCCCAGCGGCGGAGGUGUUGCGCGCGGAUGGCGAGUUGGAGGGUUUCUGGGGCCGAGGGACGGAGGAAGUUUAGGUAUUUUGUCAUUUGGUGGGCAUAGUGGAGUUCGUAGGGGAUUGUCUUGGUUUCAUUGGUAUUGGUGUUGACGGUGGUGAGGGUUGGGUCUCGGGAGUGGGCUUCAUCGAUUAGACGGAGGGCGGUUUCGAAUUUUGACAUUUUCUUUCUUUUUUUUUUCCCUUGUGAUGGCUGGGGUGGUUCUUAUGUGGAAUAUACGAGUAGGUGCUCUGUCGAUAAUAAGUGUCGAGGACUGAGCAGUGAGGAUGGGAUAUAUGCGUCUAGGGUUAGUACUAGCCAAGUCUUCAGAUUAUAAUUGUGCCCACACCGCCUACCUAUACACGGGUAGGCAGUAAUGGAGGCAUA